Messenger RNA from Saprolegnia diclina VS20, 1129 nucleotides. RefSeq lists its product as hypothetical. Bases 1 to 1092 code for a protein of 363 amino acids. Lineage: Eukaryota; Oomycota; Saprolegniomycetes; Saprolegniales; Saprolegniaceae. The transcript is spliced from 2 exons. The record is from RefSeq and is a predicted model, not a curated record. Gene Ontology annotation, molecular function: protein binding; 6-phosphogluconolactonase activity.
AUGGCGACGCAAGUGCUUGUGGGGACGUACACGCGCAAGGAAGACCAUGUCGACGGCAAGGGCAAGGGCGUCUACGCCAUCUCGGUCGAGCACGCGACGGGCAAGAUGAGCCUCCUCGGCGUCACGGACGUGGGCGUCAACCCGUCGUUCGUCGCCGCGGCCAAUGGCGUCGCCUUCGUCGUCAACGAGUGUGCGGACGACGUGAACGGCCAAGCGACGGGCUUUCUCCGUGCGUACGUGAUCGGCGCCGACGGUCAACUUACCUUGAAGAAUAUGGAGCCGUCGCAUGGCACGUAUCCCUGCCACGCCUCCGUGGACCCGUACGGGCGCUACGUGGCCGUGUCCAACUACGGCGGCGGGAACGUCGCGCUGUACCCGAUCCAGCCCGAUGGCUCGAUCGCACCUGCGUCGAGCAUCCAGCAGUUUACAGGCGCGAGCCUCGUGAACGCCGCCCGCCAGGAAGCCCCGCACUGCCACAGUACGACGUGGGCAGGCGCUAAUUUGUUCGCGCUCGACCUCGGAAACGACAAGGUCAUGCAGUUUGCGCUCCAGGCGGUGACAGGUGCGCUCGAGCCCCAUAGCGCCCGUGCGUUUGUGCCGCAGCCGCCGGGCGCCGGUCCCCGGCACAUGUCGAUGCACCCGACGCUUCCUGUCGCGUACGUCGUCCACGAGCUGAGCAACAGCCUCGGCGUCUUUGCGCUCGAAAGCGAUGGGUCGCUUGCAGCGACGCCGCUGCAGACGGUCUCGACGCGUCUGCCCGAGCGCGCCCAGACAGACGCCUUUAGCCUCAACGCCGAGGUGCAGGUCGCGCCGUCGGGCCGCGCCGUCGUCGUCUCGAACCGCGGUGACGACACGCUCGUCACGUUCCCGAUUACUGCCGACGGUCGCGUCGAUGCCCCGACGUUUGUGUCGAGCGGCGGCCUCUUCCCCCGCCACUUUGCCUUUGUCAGCAACGACCUCGUCUUGUCGGCCAACCAAAACUCCGACUCGAUCUUGACGUACCGCUUGGCACCGAACGGGUCGCUCGAGCCGACGGGCGAGUCGAUUGCGAUCCCGACGCCCGUCUGUCUCUGCCCGAUCGCUGAUGCGUAAAUUGUGAAACGACAUAUAAGCGGCUCUUCUUAGUGUC